This is a messenger RNA of Pararge aegeria (speckled wood butterfly), 4989 nucleotides long. RefSeq names its product cryptochrome-1 (gene cry). The transcript has 13 exons. Gene Ontology annotation, cellular component: cytoplasm; nucleus. Bases 236 to 1843 code for a protein of 535 amino acids. Gene Ontology annotation, molecular function: DNA binding; FAD binding. Gene Ontology annotation, biological process: circadian regulation of gene expression; entrainment of circadian clock by photoperiod. The record is from RefSeq and is a predicted model, not a curated record. Lineage: Eukaryota; Metazoa; Arthropoda; Insecta; Lepidoptera; Nymphalidae.
UGUUGUUUUCAUUUGGUUGUUUAUUUAUUUGCAAUUCUCACUUCGCGCCGAUGUUUUUCGAGCACAGACGUGUUUCAUUGAAUUACAUGCCGGUUACUCUUUCUCAAUUUAUUUUUGCUCUCGCACUACAUUUCAACCAAAUCUGUACAGCCAAGGUUUAGUUAAUUGCUGAUCUCAUUUUGUUGCCUGCCUGCAAGUCCUCUUCUACGUGUAAUCACUUAAAUCGGAGGCUAAAAUGCUGGGCGGCAGCGUGCUCUGGUUCCGCCACGGGUUGCGGCUACACGACAAUCCUUCCCUGACCAACGCCCUUGAAGACAGGAAUAUCCCAUUUUUUCCCGUUUUCAUUUUCGACGGAGAAACUGCUGGUACCAAGGUUGUGGGUUACAACCGCAUGCGCUACUUGUUGGAGGCCCUGAACGAUCUGGAUAACCAGUUCAAGAAGUACGGUGGUCGGCUGCACAUGAUUAAAGGAAAACCUGACGCCGUGUUCCGAAGUCUCUGGGAGGAGUUCGGAAUUCGUAAAAUAUGCUUCGAGCAAGACUGCGAGCCGAUAUGGCAAGCCCGUGACGAGUGCGUGAGGAGCCUCUGCCGUAAGAUAGGGGUAGGGUGCCGCGAGAACGUCUCCCACACCCUGUGGGAUCCCGACACCGUCAUCCGUGCGAACGGGGGCAUUCCACCCCUCACUUAUGAGAUGUUCCUGCACACCGUGGGCAUCAUCGGGAACCCUCCCCGGCCUGUGGAUGACGUGGACUUGACGGGAGUCAACUUCGUGACUCUUACCGAUAGAUUCUACAAGGAGUUCACUGUAUAUGAUACGGUCCCGAAACCUGAAGAUCUGGGAAUUUUCUUGGAAACUGAGGACAUCCGCAUGAUACGCUGGGUAGGAGGUGAGACGGCCGCUUUGAGCCAGAUGCAGAAUCGCUUGGCUGUCGAGUAUGAGGCAUUUUGCAGAGGCGCGUAUUUACCAACACACGGCAACCCGGAUCUGUUGAGCCGGCCGAUAUCACUGAGCCCUGCGCUUCGUUUCGGCUGUUUGUCCGUACGCCGGUUCUACUGGUGUCUUCAGGACUUGUUCCAGCAGGUCCAUCAGGGACGCGUCGCCACCACCCAGUUCAUUACUGGUCAGCUGAUCUGGCGCGAGUAUUUCUACACGAUGAGCGUCAACAACCCUCAAUACGCCCAGAUGGCUGGCAACCCCAUCUGCUUGGACAUCCCGUGGAAGCAGCCCGAGAACGAUGAGUUACAGAGAUGGAAGGAAGGCCGUACGGGUUUCCCGUUUGUGGACGCGGCAAUGCGUCAAUUGCGCACUGAAGGCUGGUUGCAUCACGCGGUGCGAAACACUGUCGCGUCUUUCCUCACGCGUGGGACUCUGUGGCUUUCCUGGGAGCAUGGCCUAGAACACUUCCUCAAGUAUCUUCUGGAUGCUGAUUGGUCUGUCUGCGCUGGCAACUGGAUGUGGGUGUCCUCCAGCGCUUUCGAAGCGCUUCUGGACUCCAGCGAGUGCGUCUGCCCGGUGCGGCUCGGACGUCGCCUGGAGCCGUCCGGCCAAUACGUGCGCAGAUAUGUGCCUGAGUUGGGCAACAUGCCGGUAGAGUACAUCUACGAGCCGUGGAGUGCUCCGCUGGAAGUACAGCAGAAUGCCAACUGCAUCAUCGGCCGCGACUAUCCAGCGCCUGUAGUCGACCACCGCGCCUGCGCUCACCGCAACCGCAACGCUAUGCAGGAGUUGCGUCGUACUCUCGAGAAGGCACCGCCGCAUUGCUGCCCGUCGUCGGAUGACGAAAUCCGUCAGUUCAUGUGGCUCGGGGACGAGAACCCCGAGGAGGUCGACACUACCUCCUAAAUUGACGGCGAACGCGUAGGUUAUUGCGUCCAGUACUACCACUUUUAUACGUUACAUCGACUAUAUUCGUAAGCGCAGAAAAGAGUAUUCUCACGCCACCACACUUGGCUCAACUUGACCAGGGCCAAAGACCCUACCAUUCUGAUACCCGGGCCCUGUAGAGGGCCACUAAUGGGUUGAUAAUGAAGAUGAUGAAACAUAACAAAAAGACUAUCGCAUGCAUACUAGCAUGGAUUUAGAACAUAUUUUUAAUGGUUUCAUCGUAAAAGAAGCCAAUACGUUGAUCAUCCGAAAAAGAUAUUAUAUUACGUGUUAUUUCAUCUUCGAUCUUAUUGAGAGGGCAUCUCAAGGACAAAUAAUAACCAUUAGUAAUAAAAACCAGACAACUUUUCUGCCAAGUCUUAUCUUUGGUAAAUUAUCGAUCGAAGACGGUACGUCGUUGUAACAUAUAAAUGUUGUAAUACUGUAACACACUCGCAUUUAUCAAAGCCAAUUUAUAAAGCUGGGAAUUUUUUCACAUAAUAUUUUACGAUUUGUUUUGACAAGACCAUUGUAUUUAUUGUAUAAUGCGCUGCCAGUAUCAAUCUCUUUAACUGAGGAACUUUUGCGUAAGUUACGUAUCGUGGAAUAAAUGACUUGUCAUAUAAUAACACUACAACUUACUAAGGAUGUUCCUUAAACGACAUCUUGAAAACUUAGUGUGUGGGUUUAACAUAACGCGCGAUGUUCCGUUGACAUUGUCCCCGUAAAAUUGAGCGUAAAGGUAUCUAAACUGACAGAUUAGAGACGGUAGCAUCACCGAAUCUGCAACUUAUCGGAAGUACCACACAAAGUUCAAGAGAAAAUCGCGUUUAUGUCGAUGACAAUUCGCGUAAAAGCUACCGAGAUUUAGCCACAGGUCGCCGGACACGAAUUCACCGAGCUGUAUGGGGCUGCGGUUUUUUUGAGAGGACUCUUUAAGAUGUACCGCGACAUGUCUCUUGAUACUUUACAUUGUCCCCUAGUAAAUACACGCCUCCCGCGUUAUCCCAUGUUAUUUUGGGUCGAAAUAUAGAUAGAUUCUUCGAGCUUGAAAGCCGACUUCAUAUUUUGGUUCUGCAGACUUUUUACGUCUGUCUAACUUUAAGAAUACUUUUGAGGGUGGAAUAAGCGCCACCGGUUCAAUGGUCGUUAUCGUCUUUAGUCAGAAAGUCAGUCAGUUUGAGCAGAGCGUCCGCGUGCCAUCAUUCCUGACCCUUUGGGAGAAGUUUCUCUUCGUAUUAAACUCUAUAUCUCGUAAAAAAACAAAAACUUGGGUGUACUUAUGUACACGCGUUAGAAGUUAUACUUCUUUGGCGUAACAAUAUAAAAGUCAUUUUAUCUUGUUAAGAUAGUAUCUUUCGCCCUAAUUACGUAUGUGGAAAAAACGACACUAAUCAUAGAAAAGAGGUAAUUAAUACAUUGAAAUUUUUAUUAUAACGCAUUAUCUUAGUUAGUUGUUAAGGACUAAUGAAAAAUUUCUCGAUAAAGUAGCAAGACCUUAAAAAGGGUCAAAGUAAAUGCGAGUGAGUUGCGCAAUUGCCUUUUGAGGUACAUUUUAUCAGAUUUUUGGCUCUCCUAACGGUUUCUUGAUCUAAAUGUGUGUGUGUAGAUGUGAUUGUGUAUCGUAGCAGUGUUUUUGAUGUUUGUGUGUAAUGAUGAGUUUACACGGUCUUAGUAACUUAUGCGUAGUAGACAUUUAUAGUAAUAUCCUAUCUUUGAACAUCCUGUAUUAGUUUGGUAACGUAUCCAUGCCACUUGACCCGUUCUGAGGGCGAAAGGGCGUCCCCAACCUUAUUAAGCCAGCGGUGCACUAACCAAUUAAGAAAUUUGUCACGCCUAACCUAGCUUGUUAACUAGGUAGGUAAAUGUAUAGUUACUUGUUAGUAAGGCAGAUAGGCGCAAAAAAUAAAACAUCCUCAUUAUGAAACUCUUGGUCCACCCUCUUAUAUGGAUGUGAAAGGUGGGAAUUAAAAAAGGAAGCGAGCAACCGACUUCAAGCAUUCGAAAUGUACCGAGAAAUGCCCCAAAUCAUGUGGCACAGUUUCACAUCUAAUUAGAAAGUACUAAAACGUGGGGGGAAAGACCCAGAACUGAUGUCCACAAGUAUGCGCAGAAAAGUAGGUUUUUGGCCACCUACAAAGAGGAGACCAGUUUUCCUUCCCGAGACUUGUAUUAGAAGGUGUCAUUAUUGGGAAGAGAUCUCCAGGACGUCACAGACGCAAAUGGUUGGACUAUAUAAGCGGGUGGACCGGACUUUAUAGUUACCGAGAUAUAAAGAAAGCGCGAAUUAAUAGGGAAGUUUUUCGAUUGGUGGCCGCCAAACUUCAAUUUAAAGAUGACGGCACCCGAUGAUGAUGAUAUUCAAACUAAUCAAACUAUAAUAAAUAAUACAUUUCAAAUUGUUAAUCCGCUGCAUAGAAACCAUUAAAAAAGUAUUUUUUGCUUCGCGGUGUACUUUCUACGGCGCCCAAUUUGGGAAAAGAUCUCUGCCCUAGUCAAUAUCUCUUGCUUUUACGAGCCUUAUUGAAAUAUGAGCCAGAUUAAUUAUUUCAAACAGUAUUUACGAAUGAAUACGUGCACUGGCGUGCAUAUAGCUUCUGACCGGAAUAUGCAUAAGGCAGGAAGAUGGCAUAGUAUGGAAAAAUCCUAUGCAAGUUGUAUCAAAAAAUUAGGGUAGGCAAUGCUUUAGCGCAUGUAUGAAGAUCACGCCACUGACUACGGGAAAACUAGAUGGAGAGGGGUUUUCGGCUUAUAAUACGGCUUAUACGAGAGAGGAAAUUUGAAAAAUGGGUCGUAGGUAUCAUAGUUACGUUCCUUUAGUGUUGGGCCAGUGCGAAUAAUCGAUCCUAUUUACUUAGGGACUGGUAGAUAUCCCCAUCAGUUUAUUAUAAACAGCUUCGACAAGUUCUUGCACCACAAGUGAAACAUGUCUAUCGUUGAUCAAUACCUUCCUACUAAUCACAAUGUUUAGACGUCUACUUCUCACUUGACACUGGUUUGUUCUAUGCCUUGUCUAAUUUAGGAUGAUAAUUUUGACAGCUCAUAAAUGGGAGGAGCUAAUGCGUAUGAGUGUUAUUCUAUUAUCGAUUAUUAUUUUCAUGGAACUUGGAAUCGAAAGUUGUAUG